Molecule: messenger RNA, 907 nt
Organism: Tripterygium wilfordii
Lineage: Eukaryota; Viridiplantae; Streptophyta; Magnoliopsida; Celastrales; Celastraceae
Exons: 3
Coding region: 81-527 (148 amino acids)
Source: RefSeq, a predicted model, not a curated record
CUUCCAAGGAGUUUAACUACGCUCUUCUUUCUCUCUGUAAAUUAUCCGCUAUCCCCCUACCAACCCAACCUAACCUAACCAUGGCUUGGUCCCUUUCAUGCUACAACCUGACCCGGUUAGCCACCGUAAAGCCUCCAUCGCGUCUGGUGGCCUUGCGAUUCCAUUCUAACCAACCAUACAUUUACCACCAGGACCUCUCGUCGGAGGCGGGGUCAACCUCGGAUCCACUUUUGCAGAGACUGGAGGACGCAAUCCAUCGCAUCAUCGUGAAACGGUCCGCCCCCGAUUGGCUCCCGUUCAUUCCUGGGUCAUCGUACUGGGUCCCUCCUCCGCGAUCCCAAUCCUAUGGGAUUGCUCAGUUGGUGGAGAAGCUCGCCAAUCCGAUGACCGAUGAGGAGACCAUGUCGACCACCACUGUCAGAGGCUGCCCCUCUGCCGAUUAUUUUGUUAAGGGGGCACCACCGCAUUCUGUUCAGGUUGAGAUGACUUCCAAGAAUGUUUCUCAGUCUGAAGACGAGGAAGGAUGAACAAUGCCUUCCAAAAAAAUCAGUCAGUCAUAUAUCAAGAACCAGCAAGAAAACUUGGCCUUCUCGAGGAGCUGUAUAGGAAAAAUAAUUUCUCUGUAUGGCUAGUCCUUUGAAAAAAGACUUAUCAUUUUAUGAAUAUGUUUUUUAGGUUGUACUAUAUGUUUCCUUUACCUUUGACCAUCAGGGUAAUCAUCGUUGUUGUGAUUUUAGAGUAUUCCGCCCUGUGUAGUUCACAUGUAAAUAGGCUUUGUAAAAACAUUAGCAAUGGUUAAUUUGUUAAUUUUAAGUGCAACUGUCUUCUAGUUUUUCUGGAUCUGUUGUCCUUCCUGAGAAUGUGUUCUUUUCGAUAAAUAAUAUUGUUCCAAUGGCAUUUCUCUCAA